Molecule: messenger RNA, 889 nt
Organism: Cuscuta epithymum
Lineage: Eukaryota; Viridiplantae; Streptophyta; Magnoliopsida; Solanales; Convolvulaceae
Source: the annotation of a GenBank genome assembly
GCUUGGGAGAGGAAUAAGAAUGAGAAUUGUUUUCGAUUAAAUUGUUUCCUUUUGUUCUAUACGACUAUACCAGUUAAAUUUAUAUCAUGGCUUCGCGUUUCGCUAGGAGACAGACCUCUAGGGUUUUCGGACAUCUUCUUUCUUCGUCUCUACCUCAUCUCUGCACCAGGAAUGGUGUUUCGGGGAAGAAGAGAUUCUCGCCUGUCCUCACCCAAUUCGUCGUCUCCUCCCUCUUCACCCAUCGAAAAACUCAGUUUCCCAGAUUCCUUUACUCAGAUUUGGAGCCCAAUUUGGUCUCAUCCCCAUAUCCUACCCUGCCGGAAGCCCGGAACCCUAGCGGUAUAUACCAAAAAUUUAUUCUUAAACCCAAACGCUCUGAUCUCAGAGGACUGUCUCUGUUAACGAACGGUCAAAGGGCCGUAUUCUCAAGUUCUUCAGAGCAGGCUGAGCUGCCAAGCGGCGGCGGCGGAAAAUCUCAAAGAGGCCGUGAGUUGAAGCGCCGGGAGAUCUGUGAGCCCAGCUUCGACCGAAACGAAUCCACGCAAGCCUAUGAGACCCGAGACGAAUAUUUUGAGACGAUGAAGGAAUUUGCAUUAUGUUUGGGUAUGACAUUCUGUGUCUGCCUCAUUCCGCUGAUUUUAAUUGCUUUGUUGCUGUACAUCGUGAGGAUUUCAGUUGAACCCAUGUUACAUGAACAUACUUCAAACCUUCGUUCUUCCGGUCUCUUUGGUGUUGAUAAUGAAGAUGAAUUUGAAGGAAGUCGCAAUUUGUCAUAGCGGCGAUGAGUCAAACCGCCAGGAGAUCUGUGAAUCCAGCUUCAACCGAAGAGAAUCCAACGAUGAGUCCAUAUGUGGUGCUUGUGCUUACAUGCUAUGUUUAGACAUCAAUA